AUGGACGGGCGCGUCGCCGCCAAGGACGGAGGCGAGCCCAAAGCGCGGGUCAAGCGGCGUAAUAAGCAUGGCUGGAAGGGCAGGCAAAGUCGCGGGCGAAGAUCAGAGAGAAAAAGCAAAGUCAGGGAUGGGACGGCGAACUGGGAACUCGAGGUGACUGCUUUGACAGCGGCGUCGUUGUUCGGAACGGGUGUGGGUGGAGAGAGGCAUUAG
This is a messenger RNA of Pyrenophora tritici-repentis Pt-1C-BFP, 213 nucleotides long. The record is from RefSeq and is a predicted model, not a curated record. Lineage: Eukaryota; Fungi; Ascomycota; Dothideomycetes; Pleosporales; Pleosporaceae.